GGCCCUGGAGCCGAGAGGAACCUAGACGGCGGCGGGCGCGAGGGCGGGUGUCCCCGGAGUGGUCGUGCGGGAGUCGGCCGCUGCCCCUGGGCCUCCCGACUUGCAGGUCCCCUCUCUCUCCACCGGGACGCGGGAGAGCCCGGCGCGCGGCGGGGGCGCGAGGUGGAGCCGGCGGGGGCGGCCAAUGCGAAACUGGCUGGUGCUGCUGUGCCCGUGUGUGCUCGGGGCCGCGCUGCACCUCUGGCUGCGGCUGCGCUCCCCGCCGCCCGCCCGCGCCUCGGGGGCUGGCCCGGCAGAUCAGUUGGCCUUAUUUCCUCAGUGGAAAUCUAAUCACUAUGACGUGGUGGUUGGUGUGCUGUCAGCCCGCAAUAACCAUCAACUUCGCAAUGUGAUAAGAAGCACCUGGCUGAAGCAUUUAAUACAACAUCCAGCGUUAAGUCAACGUGUCCUUGUGAAGUUCAUAAUAGGUGCUCAUGGCUGCAGUGUACCUGUGGAGGACAGGGAGGAUCCUUAUUCCUGCAAACUACUCAACAUCACGAAUCCAGCUCUGAAUCAGGAGAUUGAAGCAUUCGGUCUUUCGGAAGACACUUCAUCAGGGCUGUCUGAGGACCGAGUUGUCAGCGUGAGCUUCCGGGUUCUCUAUCCAAUCGUUAUUACGAGUCUCGGGGUGUUUUACGAUGCCAGUGAUGUGGGUUUCCAGAGGAACAUCACUGUCAAGCUUUAUCAGGCAGAACAGGAGGAGGCGCUCUUCACGGCCCGCUUCAGCCCUCCGAGCUGUGGUGUGCAGGUGAACAAGCUGUGGUACAAACCCGUGGAGCAGUUCAUCUUGCCUGAGUUUUUCAGAGAAAGAAUUAGAUUGGAGCAAAGGGCUGCCUUCCUUGCCUGUGUUCAGAGCUUUGAAGGUACGAUCGUGUGGGAGAGCCAAGACUUCCAAGGCCUCCUGUCAAGAAAUCUCCACAGAGUGACAGUUAAUGAUGGAGGAGGGGUUCUCAGAGUCGUUACAACUGGGGAGGGUGCCUUGCCUCAUGAAUUCAUGGAAGGUGUGGAGGGAGUUGCAGGUGGUUUUAUUUAUACUAUUCAGGAAGGCGAUGCUCUUUUAAAAACCCUUCAUUCUCGCCCUCGAAGACUUCUCGAUCAUAUACAUAAUCUCCACGAGGAGGAUGCCUUACUAAAGGAAGAAAGCAGCCUCUAUGAUGAUAUUGUGUUUGUGGAUGUUGUCGACACUUAUCGAAAUGUUCCUGCAAAAUUACUGAACUUCUAUAGAUGGACUGUGGAAACAACCAGCUUUGAUUUGUUGCUCAAGACGGAUGAUGACUGUUACAUAGACUUGGAAGCUGUGUUUAAUAGAAUCGCCCUCAAGAAUCUGGAUGGGCCUAAUUUUUGGUGGGGAAAUUUCAGGUUGAACUGGGCAGUUGACCGGACCGGGAAGUGGCAGGAGCUGGAGUACCCCAGCCCCGCAUACCCCGCUUUUGCCUGUGGGUCGGGGUAUGUUAUCUCCAGGGACAUCGUCCACUGGCUGGCUGGCAACUCGGGGAGACUGAAGACCUACCAGGGUGAAGAUGUAAGCAUGGGCAUUUGGAUGGCAGCCAUAGGACCUAAAAGAUACCAGGACAGCCUGUGGCUUUGUGAGAAGACCUGUGAACCAGGCAUGCUGUCUUCCCCGCAGUAUUCUCCGCAGGAACUCACGCAGCUGUGGAGACUAAAGGAGCUUUGCGGUGACCCCUGUCGGUGUGAAGCAAGAGGAUGAUGAGGUCGAUCUGCUGUGUUAAAGGACAACAGAAGUUCUGACACAGGAACUUUGAGGAGACGUGACAGCAAGCCUUUCACCUUUUGAACUGUCAUGGAUUCUGUCAAGGAAAAGAAAGAACAUCAGUUCCCUCAGGUGACGGCUACCUGUAAGACGCGCUCACGCGCCGAGACCACACUGGCCGUGAGCGCUGUCACCGUCGUUGCGUGCUCAGUCUGCCCAAGGGACGCCCAGGCGACGGCUCACCCCCCGACGCGGGCCGCCAGGUCAGGGUGUCACGCCACUUAGGGGCUUGCUUGGGAGGCUGUGGGAGAACGGAGCUGAUGUCAGACCUAAGUGCCCUUUGAUGAUGACUUUUCAUACCAUGUCCGUGGUGUUUAAUACUUCCUCCUUAUUCUGAAUAAACCAGAAAUCAUUCUCAGCACAGAAAUAAAUGUGAGUGAAAUCAUUCACUUUUUACACCUGUGAUGACUUGUUAAAGGACGCUGGCGUCAGGUUUGGGCUCAGUGAGGACUUGUGCCAGUCUCUCUGGCCGUAGUUCCUCCUCUGUGAAGUGAGGGGUGUAGACUGACGACCCACAGGCCCCACUUUCCAGGGCUCCCAGCCUGUAAUCGCUGUGGUGUGUGACGUGUGCAGCACACACACGCCGGGGACCGCUGGGCCCAGGGGUAGCUGAAUGAGGAAAUGCUUCGGUUUGUUCAGAAAGCAGUAUGAACUUCUUUCCAAAGAUGGGUUGUGAUAAAUAUUGGGUAUUUUGAUUAUUUUGAUUAUGAGAAAUAGUUUUUCUGAAGCUUUAGCUGGAGGUACAGCAAUAGUGUGGUGUUCCUACAGAUAUCACAUGUAUUCAGAAAAAUAUUUUUCUAUCAAACAUUUUUGUAAAAGCUGCGUCUUUAUGCAACUUGUGAUAAUAAAUGUUAUCUUUAUUUUAGAAUAAAAACUUGCCUUUUCUUGUUUAUGUAUUGAA
Messenger RNA from Dama dama (fallow deer), 2711 nucleotides. RefSeq names its product beta-1,3-N-acetylgalactosaminyltransferase 2 (gene B3GALNT2). The transcript has 14 exons. The coding region runs from base 185 to 1747 and encodes 520 amino acids. Lineage: Eukaryota; Metazoa; Chordata; Mammalia; Artiodactyla; Cervidae. The record is from RefSeq and is a predicted model, not a curated record. Gene Ontology annotation, molecular function: hexosyltransferase activity. Gene Ontology annotation, cellular component: membrane.